Lymnaea stagnalis (great pond snail) is the source of this 9099-nucleotide messenger RNA. The record is from the annotation of a GenBank genome assembly. NCBI's taxonomy places the organism in Eukaryota, Metazoa, Mollusca, Gastropoda, Lymnaeidae.
GUUGACGCUCCUAUGUGUAGCCGUGUGGUGAAGUGUCGCACGUCUUUCAUGCCGAACACGACACACCAAAAACUAACGGCUGGCAGACAGAGCUCAGCAGAAGUGUAACCGGAACGGAACUGGUUGAAAUAAAUUACACGGUGAAAAAAAACAACAUGCCCAAACCAUGCCACUGAAAUUGUUUUUUGCUUCGUAACAUGGCAGGCAGUCCGUCGAAACAGGAUGAUUUGUUUUUACAGGGAGAACGUCAAAGGCUCUACAAAUAGAAGUUGCAUAAAAGUAUAAAGGAAACGACCCCGUUCUCUGAACAGGACGAAAAUGUUCCUACAGGUUAGUUGGCAUGUUGUUUAGUGUAGUUAUACAAUUGAAACAUUUUUUUAGCAUCCAUAAAAAAAACAUAAAUGAAAGGACAAACAAAUUAUUGAAAGUUGGAUUAGCGAUAACUGAAACUCGAUGAGUAGCCAUGAUUUGAACUUACCUCAUUGGGGCCGAGAACAUUUUUCUUUAAUAAUCUUAUUUUAACCUGCCAGACAAGGCAUCACCUUAUUCUGUGCCUAUAGGGCAGCGGUUCUCAACCUGUUGGUCGCGACCCCUUUGGGGGCUCGAAACCAGUGAUUAUUUCAGAAAUUUUCCCCUGGGGGGCACUUCAGAUUUUUCGGGGAGGGGGGCAGUGCCAGCAGUGCCAGUUGAUUUUAUUGUCGGACAUAUUUUUGCUCCGGAUGGCGGGCACUUGGCUUUUCCCGGGGGCAGUGCCCCCCCCCCCCGAGGGAAGAAACCCUGCUCGAACGACCCUCAAAAAGGGGUCACUUAAGACCAUUGGAAAAACACAUAAUUAUGAAGUAGCAACAAAAAAUAAUUUUAUGGUUGGGGGUCACCACAACACCAGGAACUGUAUUAAAGGGUCGCGGCGUCGGGAAAGUUGAGAACCACUGCUAUAGGGAGAUCAGUUGGUAAUCACAAUCACAUUAUUACUUCUCUUAAUAGCAUUAGAGCACAUUUUUAGGAAUUGAUAAAAAUUAUAAGCUUAUGAUUUGUAAGAGUGGUUUUUUUUUUUACGGUUAAAAUUUCAGAAUUAUUCUAUCUCCUAUUGAUGAUAUUUUACUAUUUUUUGUAUAAUUGUUUUAUUAAAGGUAAUAAUAAUAAAAAAAAUAGAAAGGUCCUGCCAGGGAUAUUUGAUAAAAGUUGACAUAAAGAUCAUAUAAAUAAUAAUUAGAAGUUAUGCUUCAAGUUUGGACAAGCUGGAUCAAAAUACUUGUCACAGAAUCAAUUCUCUUUGUAUGAAAAGAAAGUAUGGAGAGUAAUGAUGAGUUCAAUAGCGCGCAAAAUAAAAUUUCCGACAACUGCACCAAAUGAGAUGCUUAAAAAGAUCGCGAGUGCGUCUGGGGCGUAAUGUUUUCUUUUGUUUGAUGGAAAUAUUAUCAAUUUAAAUCUGGCGUGAAAAAGGGGUGGUGCAUUAGAAUAUCAAUAUUAUCUAGGUGUGUGAAAAAAGUGUGCGAAGGCGUACCCUGGUGUGGGAUGUGGGGGUUGGGGGGUGGGAGAGUCAGCACUUAUUGGGAAUCUUAUAAAGUGUGUUACUUGAAUUGAUGUUUUUUUGUGUUUUUUUUUCAAAUAAUUUUAGUAGAUGGGAAGUUCGCGCAUUGCAUUCGCCAUUGUUGAACUUAAUAAAAGCAAAAAAAAUCUUGAUUAUAAAAUUACUAAUUAUAGCCCGCCAAACAUUGUCGACGGCAAUGCGUGAACUUCCCAUCUAGUAAAGUUACUUGACAAAACAUGAACUCAAGUUACGCACAGUUAAGAAUCCCAAUUCUACAUCCCUCCCCCUACCCCAAUGACACGUCACUGCGCACCUUUUUAAUUUCCCAGCCAUGAACUAUUUUAAUAUUCUGAUGUCUCAACCACUUUUAAACCGAUUAUUUAUUAUUAUGGCAUCCUUCCGUCUACGUGAGACGAUGGAGUAACUAUAUAGUUCUACACUUGGACGAGUGGCUCACUUGGCCGAUCCUAGAAUGGCAAUCACGGCCGCAUCUCUCGCAGGAGAAUGUUGAAACCCGGUAAAUUCUUGAUUUUCGAAUUGUUCUUUUUGAUUCGAGGGCCUCGUUUCGAGUAACGUCGCCCUUUUUACUCCUUCAAACACUGCUGUACGCCAGUUGGAGCGAUGUUCGGCAAUGAACUCCCAUUCGUUUGUUUCAAUAUUGGCUUCCCUCAUGCUUCGUUUGCUAACGUCAAUAAAUCUCAGGCGCGGUCAUCCAAUAUGUCUUGUCCCCUCUGCCAACUCUCCAUACAGCAGAAUCUUUGGGAUACGUCCUUCCUCCAUUCUCCGUACAUGACCUAACCAGCGAAGGCGUCUCUUGAUAAGAAAGGAGAAUAUGCUAAACAUGUGUGCACGUUCCAAGACCUCCACGUUAGGCACCCUGUCCUGCCAACGAAUGCGCAAAGUGCGACGCAGACAUCUUUGAUGGAAGCUGUUGAGUUUCCGCUCCUCACUGUGGUCCACACUUCGCUACCAUAUAGGAUCGUGCUAAGCAUUAUUUAUUACACCGUAUUUAAAUUGAGACGAUUCCUCUUCCGACAAGAAAAUAUUACGCACCAAACGCAGUUGAAUUAUAAAAUAAAAAUCGUUUGGCGUAGUUAGCGGGAAUUAUAUUUUUCGCUUCAUUUAACUCAAUCUUGAACCAUAGUUUCUUUCAGAGAAUUAUAUGUAAUAUAAUUCAUUUUAUUAAUUUUUUUCCAAACCAAUGAUUCAUCUGACAAACGUCUCUUUAUAAAAUAAAGAACUCCAUCACUAGCACACCAUUUCUAACUACGUCAUCACUGCUGCUCAUGCUAAAACAUAACAACAUUAACAGCGCCAUUUUCCCAUACCAAAUCUACGUCACAAAACAGAAAGUAAAUAGCAAAAGCUACGAAAAUGAUCUCAGUACCAAAACCAUACAAAUGGGCAAAAAAUCCUUUAAUGUUUUUAAUUUUUACCGAUUAGAUUCAUUAGCUUAGCAUUGUCCGACUAUAUCGUAUUUAGUAUCAAUGGAAAGCUUCGUUUCUCAGAAUUUAGAUAACUGUAGCUUCCUGUCAUUUAAGAAUGUUACCAAACACUUCAAUUGGCGUUGAAUAAUGGUCAAAAAGGUGUUUUUGACGGAGAACCUUGAACUUUUACUAAAGAACUCAUUUGGAUGCGUUACAAGUGAAGAAAUCGGUCAUCCUUUUAUGAAAUUCGGUUAGCCGAGCAGUGUGCUCUGUAAAUAUGCAAUAUUUCAAUUUGGUUUCACCCCCUGAGAUGGUGUCGCCCGGUGCGGUCCGCACGCUCUACCUACGCCACUGUAUGCAACUAAAAUGAAAGCGUGAAUGAAAAGUGAGGACUUCAGCUGACAUUUAUACGUUAUUUGUGUUGUGAUAUAAAUCAGUGAUGUUAGCACUGUCUCACAUCAGUCAUGCAAGACUUGUUAGCAAUGUCUCACAUCAGUCUUGCCAGACUUGUUAACAAUGUCUCACAUCAGUCAUCCCAGACUUGUUAACAAUGUCUCACAUCAGUCAUGCUAGACUUGUUAGCACUGUCUCAAAUCAGUAAUGCCAGACUUGUUAGCACUGUCACACAUCAGUAAUGCAAGACUUGUUAACAAUGUCUAACAUCAGUCAUGCCAGACUUGUUAGCACUGUCUCAUAUCAGUCAUGACUUAGCACUGUCUCACAUCAAUAAUGCCAGACUGGUUAGCACUGUCUCACAUCAGUAAUGCCAGACUAGUUAGCAUGGUCUCACAUCAGUCAUGCCAGACUAGUUAGCACUGUCUCACAUCAGUAAUGUUUUACUUCUUAACAAUGUCUCACAUCAGUCAUGCCAGACUUGUUAGUACUGUCUCACAUCAGUCAUGCCAGACUUGUUAGCACUGUCACACAUCAGUAAUGCAAGACUUGUUAACAAUGUCUAACAUCAGUCAUGCCAGACUUGUUAGCACUGUCUCAUAUCAGUCAUGACUUAGCACUGUCUCACAUCAAUAAUGCCAGACUGGUUAGCACUGUCUCACAUCAGUAAUGCCAGACUAGUUAGCACUGUCUCACAUCAGUCAUGCCAGACUAGUUAGCACUGUCUCACAUCGGUCAUGCCAGACUAGUUAGCACUGUCUCACAUCAGUCAUGCCAGACUAGUUAGCACUGUCUCACAUCAGUCAUGCCAGACUAGUUAGCACUGUCUCACAUCAGUCAUGCCAGACUAGUUAGCACUGUCUCACAUCAGUAAUGCCAUAGUUGUUAACACUGUCUCACGUUGUCUAUCUGACAAAAUGUUUAAAAGAAGAACAUUUUUAGAGUUUAUGAUUUUCCUUUUCUAAAAACAUUCAUGAAAAUUUUGAAUUGAUAGUAGGUCGUUAAUUUUAUAAAGUUAUUUGUUUUAAAUUUAAAAAAAAAUGUAUUGUAUAAUUUAUUUCACUAUUUCAAUAUGAUCUUUAUUGGUUUCCAGGGUCAAUCAUUUUCGGAAAAAGAAAGAUGUGCGUUUGAGUUUAAGUUUAAGUUUGAGUCAAAAGCUUAGGAUUUUCAAAUGAAAUAUAAGAAAAAGGUAUGCUAAGCUUGGGAUUUUCAAAUGAAAUAUAAGAAAAAGGUAUGCUAAGCUUGGGAUUUUCAAAUGAAAUAUAAGAAAAAGGUAUGCUAAGCUUGGGAUUUUCAAAUGAAAUAUAAGAAAAAGGUAUGAUAAGCUUAGGAUUUUCAAAUGAGAUAUAAGAAAAAGGUAUGCUAAACUUAGGAUUUUCAAAUGAAAUAUAAGAAAAAGGUAUGCUAAACUUAGGAUUUUCAAAUGAAAUAUAAGAAAAAGGUAUGCUAAACUUAGGAUUUUCAAAUGAAAUAUAAGAAAAAGGAAUGCUAAACUUAGGAUUUUCAAAUGAAAUAUAAGAAAAAGGUAUGCUAAACUUAGGAUUUUCAAAUGAAAUAUAAGAAAAAGGAAUGCUAAACUUGGGAUUUUAAAAUGAAAUAUAAGAAAAAGGUAUGCUAAGCUUGGGAUUUUCAAAUGAAAUAUAAGAAAAAGGUAUGCUAAGCUUAGGAUUUUCAAAUGAAAUAUAAGAAAAAGGUAUGCUUAGCUUAGGAUUUUCAAAUGAAAUAUAAGAAAAAGGUAUGCUAAGCUUAGGAUUUUCAAAUGAAAUAUAAGAAAAAGGUAUGCUAAACUUGGGAUUUUCAAAUGAAAUAUAAGAAAAAGGUAUGCUAAGCUUGGGAUUUUCAAAUGAAAUAUAAGAAAAGGGAAUGCUAAGCUUAGGAUUUUCAAAUGAAAUAUAAGAAAAAGGUAUGCUAAGCUUGGGAUUUUCAAAUGAAAUAUAAGAAAAAAAAGGUAUGCUAAGCUUGGGAUUUUCAAAUGAAAUAUAAGAAAAAGGUAUGCUAAGCUUGGGAUUUUCAAAUGAAAUAUAAGAAAAAGGUAUGAUAAGCUUAGGAUUUUCAAAUGAGAUAUAAGAAAAAGGUAUGCUAAACUUAGGAUUUUCAAAUGAAAUAUAAGAAAAAGGUAUGCUAAACUUAGGAUUUUCAAAUGAAAUAUAAGAAAAAGGUAUGCUAAACUUAGGAUUUUCAAAUGAAAUAUAAGAAAAAGGAAUGCUAAACUUGGGAUUUUAAAAUGAAAUAUAAGAAAAAGGUAUGCUAAGCUUGGGAUUUUCAAAUGAAAUAUAAGAAAAAGGUAUGCUAAGCUUGGGAUUUUCAAAUGAAAUAUAAGAAAAGGGAAUGCUAAGCUUAGGAUUUUCAAAUGAAAUAUAAGAAAAAGGUAUGCUAAACUUAGGAUUUUCAAAUGAAAUAUAAGAAAAAGGUAUGCUAAACUUAGGAUUUUCAAAUGAAAUAUAAGAAAAAGGUAUGCUAAACUUAGGAUUUUCAAAUGAAAUAUAAGAAAAAGGUAUGCUAAACUUAGGAUUUUCAAAUGAAAUAUAAGAAAAAGGUAUGCUAAACUUAGGAUUUUCAAAUGAAAUAUAAGAAAAAGGUAUGCUAAACUUAGGAUUUUCAAAUGAAAUAUAAGAAAAAGGAAUGCUAAACUUGGGAUUUUAAAAUGAAAUAUAAGAAAAAGGUAUGCUAAGCUUGGGAUUUUCAAAUGAAAUAUAAGAAAAAGGUAUGCUAAGCUUAGGAUUUUCAAAUGAAAUAUAAGAAAAAGGUAUGCUAAGCUUAGGAUUUUCAAAUGAAAUAUAAGAAAAAGGUAUGCUAAACUUAGGAUUUUCAAAUGAAAUAUAAGAAAAAGGUAUGCUAAGCUUGGGAUUUUCAAAUGAAAUAUAAGAAAAAGAUAUGCUAAGCUUGGGAUUUUCAAAUGAAAUAUAAGAAAAAGGUAUGCUAAACUUAGGAUUUUCAAAUGAAAUAUAAGAAAAAGGUAUGAUAAACUUAGGAUUUUCAAAUGAAAUAUAAGAAAAAGGAAUGCUAAACUUGGGAUUUUAAAAGGUUGUGCAAAAAAGAUGGCGCAUACGAAUAAAGCUGAAUAUGUAAACUCUCAUAUUAUGUCAAAGUUGACAUUAACUUUAGUUAACAAAUCUAUAUCCUCUAUAAUUAUCCAUUUUUUGCCUGUUUCUCAGCUUUCCAAGAAAACCGUUAUGCGGCUGUCUUGCUGCGUGCUGGUCGUGAUGAUAUUCUCCAUGAGUUACAUCGCUUACAGUGGUCGUUUCCUGGUCCCGGUGCCUGCCAAGGCAAAGAACAAUCUACAAGACGAUUGGCCGAGGAAAGUCUCACAACACUUAGGUGCAAACAACGAAAAGAAAACAACGGCAGUUAAAUCAUUGAAGCCUCACCUUGACACACCUGUGGGGAACCCAGGAGAUCCCACAACGGUUGAAUCUCCGGGAUCUUCCUCAAAAGUAGGAUCUGCUCCGAAAUUCGAUUUUAAAGUUUUCAGACAGGAAAAUAAAUCUUUUAAAGAUGAAUCCUUGAUACUUGGGAGACAAGACACUGUUCUGAAAUCGCCAAUAAAAAAUUCCCACAAUGGACAAGAAUCUGGGCCACAGUCCGACUUGAUGUUGAACACAACAAGAGCUUCGCACUAUUUGAACUCAUCCAAAAGUUUAUCAUCAGACAUUUCUGAAAUUCGACCAGUAGAUGCAAGAAAUAAUGUGUCACUUAUCACAGAGCUUCCUAUUGAAAGUUUGGAUUCGAUCCACGAAACUCUGCCAACGAUACACUAUAACUUCACCAUUCCCAAAACGAAUUUCACUAGAUCGCCGAGACGCUCUUCUCAUGAAGUUAAAACAGUGACUCUCAAGCCACUGAUCCUUCCACCUCCACCACAAGUGGAAACCACGUCGAAUUCCAACCACACAAAAUAUCUGGUGUACCUGUGCGACUCCAGGAGUAUGUGUGGGGGCUGGGGGGACAGACAGCGUGGCAUCGUGGCCGUGUAUGUCCUCGCCUGGUUCACCAACCGUCAGUUCAAACUUGUGAUGACCAGCCCAUGCGAUCUGUCGAGCUUUUAUGUGCCAAAUAAGGUCAAGUGGCAGCCGGAUCCGAAAGAGCUGGACCCGCCUUCGGAUCACAACACGAUCAACAACUACGGGAGGGAGAGGGAGAUGCUGUACAAGAACAUCUCAAGCGGGGAUUUCAACGAGCAUCUCCCCCAACGAACGCUGUAUAUGAAAACCAACAGCGACGUGUUCUCCCAUUACAGGUACAACCCAGCCUACGCAAGUCUUCUGAAGACGUGGACCGGAUUGCAGGAUGAACGGACGCGGUUUCGAUGGGCAUGGUCAAAUCUUAUGCAACCAGCCCCGCCCAUGCUCUCAAAAUUACAAGGUAUUUUAGGUCCAGGUUUCCUCGAGAGAAAAGGUCUGCUGCACGGAUCAUCCACCAGGAACAUGUCAAAAUCCCCUCACGACGUUGGCGGAGCCCACUUAGUUUGUGCACACGUCAGGAUCGGCCAGAACCCCUCCUUACCCAUGGACGGCCCGUUCACUGCGGUAGAACUAAAAGAUAUUCCGACGCUGCAUAAAUUUAUGUUGUCGAAAGAUCUCCGAGGCGACGCCCGGUUUUUCGUAGCCACGGAUUUCAUUAACGUGAGAAUCAGAUCACACAAUUAUUUUGGGAACAGAUUUGUGGAGCAUGGCGGGAAAAUUACGCACAUUGACCGACAGCGCAGGGGAGAUGACGUAUGUGGUGGCUUCGAAACCGUGCUCAUUGACCAACUGAUUUUGAGCUUGUGUGACGUACUUAUCGUUAGUAAAAGCGGAUUCAGUAUUAGGGCUUCAUUUAUGCGAGACUCCUCGGAACAGGUUUAUAUAUUGGAGAAUGGGGACAUAUACGAGUUUACACCCUAAAAACUUAGAAUGUGCCACUGUUUCCUAUGUUGAAUAGCGUAGUUAUUAGACAGGAUGGAAUGUGAACAUUUGAUAGAUCUGUCAUGGGACAGGAAAGUAUGUGAAAAUUUGAUCGCUGUAUUAUGGAACAUGAUAGUAUGUGAACAUUUGACCGGUGUAUUAUGGAACAGGAUAGUAUGUGAAUAUUUGAUAAUUAUGUUAUGGAACAGGAUAGUAUGUGAACAUUUGAUAGAUGUUUUAUGGGACAGGAAAAUAUGUGAACAAUUGAUAGAUUUUUUUUGGACAGGAUAGUAUGUGAGCAUUUGACCUCUGUAUUAUGGAGCAUGAUAGUUUGUGAAUAUUUGACCUCUGUAUUAUGGAACAUGAUAGGAUGUGAACAUUUGAUACAUGUGUUAUGUGACAGGAUAGUAUGUGAACAUUUGACAGUUUGUACUUUGUUGAAUAAAACACGCUAAAUAGCUCCAUGAUAUUUUUUAAUGGACGAUUUUCCUAAUCAAUUUCGUGUAUUGGUAGCCUACAGCUGCUAUGUUGUCCUAUUUAACAGCAGGCCAAAAAAAGUUGUUAGCCUACAGCUGCUAUUGUUAUACACCAAACAAACAGAUCUAAACUACAACCGAAACAAACCCCACACAAUAAGGUGCACAACUGAUGUCAAGUGGUUAUAGGUGACGGUAGGUAGCUACAGGUGAUGCUAGGUGGUUACAGGUGAUGCUAGGCGGUUACAGGUGCCAAUGGUGACACUACGUGGCAGGCCUGCACAACUCGAAAUCUAAGGCGGGCCGUAAUACUUUUUGAAAAACUUGUGCGGGCCAAAAGAAAAUAGGACAAAGACUUGUGCGUGCUGAAAGAAAAUAGGACAGGGGGG